CACCCCCUCGGUGGGGCCCCUCGUGUGGCAGCAGCGAAUCCUCAGUCAGAUCGCGGACAGCAACGGGGAGAUGCUGCCGUCCAGCACGAAAGAACAAGAGACUUUACUGGAAAACUGGAUAGUUUUUUCAUUUUCGUCAAAACAUGGAUAAUAACGACACGUAUCUACAUCUCAGUUCUUCUUUGCAGGUAACCCACGGCCACCUGAGCUCUCCUCCGUCCCACCCUCCUCUCAGCUCGAUGGUGACCCACCACCACCCGUCCAUCAUCAAUGGCAUAGGAUCACCCUACUCAGUCAUCACCUCUGCAUCGCUGGGCUCGCCGGCCUCCAUGCCCACCACCUCAGGCAUGGGCUAUGGAGCACUCCACAGUCCACAGAUGAACUCUCUAAACAGUGUUAGCAGCUCAGAAGAUAUUAAACCUCCUCCAGGAUUGGCCGGACUGGGGAGUUACUCAUGCGGCAGUCCAGGGUCUCUCUCUAAACACAUCUGUGCUAUCUGUGGAGACCGUUCCUCAGGGAAACAUUAUGGUGUUUACAGCUGUGAGGGCUGCAAGGGGUUUUUCAAGAGAACCAUCCGGAAAGACCUCACGUACACGUGUCGAGAGAAUAAAGAUUGUCAGAUUGACAAGCGCCAGCGUAACCGUUGCCAGUAUUGCCGCUAUCAGAAAUGUCUAGCCAUGGGUAUGAAGAGAGAAGCGGUGCAGGAGGAGAGGCAGCGCGGUCGAGAAAAGAGUGACAAUGAGGUGGAGUCCAGCAGCAGCUUUAAUGAAGAGAUGCCAGUGGAGAAGAUCCUGGACGCUGAGCUCGCUGUAGAACCCAAGACUGAAGCUUACCUGACUGAAGCCAGCACUGACAACACGACAAAUGACCCGGUGACCAACAUCUGCCAGGCCGCUGACAAGCAGCUCUUUACUCUUGUUGAAUGGGCUAAGAGAAUCCCACAUUUCUCUGAACUACCUCUGGAUGAUCAGGUUAUUCUGCUGCGGGCAGGUUGGAAUGAGCUGCUUAUAGCUUCGUUCUCACACCGAUCUGUAACCGUUAAAGAUGGAAUCCUGUUGGCCACUGGCCUGCAUGUCCAUCGCAGCAGUGCUCACAGCGCAGGAGUGGGCUCCAUAUUUGACAGGGUAUUAACAGAGCUUGUGUCUAAGAUGAAGGACAUGCAGAUGGAUAAAACAGAGUUGGGCUGUCUCAGGGCUAUUGUCCUCUUCAACCCAGAUGCGAAAGGAUUGUCAAACCCAUCAGAGGUGGAGGGAUUAAGGGAAAAGGUGUACGCCUCGCUGGAGGCCUACACCAAACACAAAUACACCGAACAGCCGGGCAGGUUUGCCAAGCUGCUCCUGCGUCUGCCUGCUCUGCGUUCCAUAGGGCUGAAGUGCCUGGAGCACCUGUUCUUCUUCAAGCUCAUCGGAGACACGCCCAUAGACACUUUCCUAAUGGAGAUGCUGGAAGCGCCGCACCAGAUCACAUGACACGAGACCCUUUUCUUAUGUAAAUAUCCCCCAGUGCACACUUACCCCGAGACAAUAAAACAAAAAGUUCUUAUUUUUUACCAAGCACAAUGUGAAAAAAGAUUUGUAUUGGUAUUUUCAAAGAAAGAGACACUGUUAACGUUAAAUGUAUGAAUGAUGUAAACAUUUAUUUUGUACAUAGAUUUUACCCACUGUUAUAGCAACAGCGACUAAAUGUGAAUUUAUUUAAUUGAAAGGAGAAUUGUAUAAACAGUCACCAGCAAUGAGUUUGAGAAUCCUGUGAAAAUAAAAGUCAUU
Triplophysa dalaica is the source of this 1766-nucleotide messenger RNA. It is a transcript of the gene rxrga, whose product is annotated as retinoid x receptor, gamma a. The coding region runs from base 144 to 1469 and encodes 441 amino acids. The record is from RefSeq and is a predicted model, not a curated record. The transcript has 10 exons. Gene Ontology annotation, molecular function: zinc ion binding; retinoic acid-responsive element binding; nuclear steroid receptor activity. NCBI's taxonomy places the organism in Eukaryota, Metazoa, Chordata, Actinopteri, Cypriniformes, Nemacheilidae. Gene Ontology annotation, biological process: cell differentiation; retinoic acid receptor signaling pathway; anatomical structure development. Gene Ontology annotation, cellular component: RNA polymerase II transcription regulator complex; nucleus.